This is a messenger RNA of Amaranthus tricolor (Joseph's coat), 1026 nucleotides long. RefSeq names its product eukaryotic translation initiation factor NCBP. Gene Ontology annotation, molecular function: translation initiation factor activity; RNA 7-methylguanosine cap binding. Lineage: Eukaryota; Viridiplantae; Streptophyta; Magnoliopsida; Caryophyllales; Amaranthaceae. Gene Ontology annotation, cellular component: eukaryotic translation initiation factor 4F complex; cytoplasm. The record is from RefSeq and is a predicted model, not a curated record. The transcript is spliced from 6 exons. The coding region runs from base 169 to 837 and encodes 222 amino acids. Gene Ontology annotation, biological process: translational initiation.
AAAAUCCUCCGAGUUUCCGAGUUAGGGAGUGAACUGGAAAACGCGUCACUCGUCUUGUCCUCCUCGUUAAUUUACCUUCUCCAAAAAUCUCUGUCGUCCAUUUUUCUCCCGAUUUUCAAAAUUGGGGAUUCAGUGAAUUAGGGUUUCAGACGAAAUUGCUUCUGAGAAAUGGACAUGGUAGAGAAGAAGGAUUCACAAAACAACAACAAUAAUCAAGGUGCUUCUGAUACUUCCCUUAUCGAUCGUGAAGCCGAAGAUCGUGAACGCCAAGCUCGCGACCUCAAAGCUGGACUCCAUCCUUUAAAGCACAAGUUUGUAUUUUGGUAUACUCGUCGAACCCCUGGUGUGCGUACACAAACAACUUAUGAAGAGAGCAUAAAGAGGCUUGUGGAUUUCAGCACUGUAGAAGGAUUUUGGAUCUGUUAUUGUCAUUUUGCCCGUCCUUCUAGUUUGCCGAGCCCCACUGAUUUGCAUCUUUUCAAGGAGGGGAUUCGCCCGUUAUGGGAGGAUUCUGCUAAUUGCAAUGGUGGCAAAUGGAUAAUCCGAUUCAAGAAGGCUGUCUCAGGGCGAUUCUGGGAAGACCUGGUUUUAGCGCUAGUAGGCGACCAGCUUGAUUAUGGGGAUAAUAUAUGUGGUGCCGUACUUAGCAUACGAUUUAGUGAGGACAUAUUGAGUGUCUGGAAUAGGAACGCGUCUGAUCAUCAGGCUGUGAUGGCAUUAAGAGAUGCAAUAAAACGUCACUUGAAACUUCCACAUAGCUACGUGAUGGAAUACAAGCCCCAUGAUGCAUCGUUACGUGACAAUUCUUCAUACAGGAACACAUGGUUGAGGGGUUAACUUAGGUGUGACUCUUUCUCGCAAGAAGGAAGUUUAUCUUGCCUUGUAAGAAAAAUGCUGGAUGUACUUUGAUAUUUUUGUAAUUCAGAAGUUGCGCUUUUCUUAGUUCCUCUUCAUACUUUCAUAGUGUAUGAGAGCUACUCCUUUGUUAUUAUCAAUCCCUUCAAAAUAGUGCUUCUACUUUGGUCA